Emericellopsis atlantica is the source of this 1490-nucleotide messenger RNA. RefSeq names its product base excision DNA repair protein. The coding region runs from base 235 to 1419 and encodes 394 amino acids. The transcript has 2 exons. Lineage: Eukaryota; Fungi; Ascomycota; Sordariomycetes; Hypocreales; Bionectriaceae. Gene Ontology annotation, molecular function: catalytic activity. The record is from RefSeq and is a predicted model, not a curated record. Gene Ontology annotation, biological process: base-excision repair.
CGCUGUCAUGGCAAACAUGAUGUUGAUUCAGCAAGACCCGGUAGACACAUAAUCUUGCCCAGCAUGACGCCAGGUAUCGCUAUAAAGGGAGACCCCCUGAUUUUGUCCCUUUCAGGAUGAAAGAAAUGACCUCAUGACUAUUAGUAGGGGGGUCCUCAGCUAAGGUAGCGUUAGGGGACUUGACCUCAAUUGCGCCCUGCAAGGUUCCAAACACUCCAUGAAGCUGAUAUAUAUAUGUUCACACUCCCAUAUAGACUUAGACUCACACUCAUCCGCCCAAUCGCCAUGGCUCGUACAGCAUCAACAGCCACGGCAACGCGACGCAGCACGCGCAAUCUGAAGCGCGAAACCCCAGACCUUGCAGCAGUCGCUUCUCCUCCGCCAGCCAAGAAGAUCAAGGCCGAGCCUGUGACGCCGUCCAAGCCCAAACUUUCAACAGCUACCAUCAAAGAAGAGCCAACCACACCGUCCCCAGUGAAGAAAUCUGUCAAGAAGACGGCGCAAACACCCGAAGACAAGGCUGCCGCUCUCCAGUCCAAGAAGCUGUCUUCCUAUGCGGCCUACUCUUCCAAGACAUCGCCGUACCCCGACUUCGCCCAUCCCACCCCUGACGAAUGCAGGACCGCGCACAAGAUCCUCGCCCAGCUCCAUGGUGACCGCCACCGUCCGACGACAGUCAUCGCACCCAAGGACUCUGCUGGCUGCGGAAACUCGCCCACUGUCCUCGACGCCCUCGUCAGGACAAUCUUGAGCCAAAACACAUCAGACAAGAACUCGUCCCGCGCAAAACGGUCCAUGGACCAGGUGUACGGCGGAUCCGACAAGUGGGAGGCCAUUGUAGAGGGCGGCCAGUCGAAACUGCAAAAGGCCAUCGAGUCAGGCGGUCUCUCUGUCGUCAAGUCAAAGGUCAUCCUCUCGCUGCUGGAGCAGGUGCACGCCCAGCACGGACAGUACUCGCUGGACCACUUGUUCGACGAAGAGGACGAUGAGGAAUGUAUGCGCCAGAUGCUCUCGUACAAGGGCAUCGGUCCCAAGACGGCAUCGUGUGUGCUGCUCUUUUGCCUGGGGCGCUCGAACUUUGCCGUGGACACGCAUGUCCAUCGGUUGACGGGGCUCAUCGGCUGGCGCCCGCCCAACGCCAGUAGGGAGCAAACGUACGCCCACCUGGAUGCGAGGAUACCCGACGACGAAAAGUAUCCUCUGCAUAUCCUUCUCAUUGCGCAUGGCAAGAAAUGUCCAGAGUGCAAGGCGGGCGGGCGCGCUGCUGGUGACUGUGAGCUCAGAAAAGCCUUUCGAAAGGGCAGCAAAGUGAAAGAUGAAGAUUUCGUCAAAGAAGAACACGAAGAAGAAGAGAUGAUAAAGGAUGAGAUAAAGGAGGAGCCAGAGGAGGAGGAUAUCAAAGAAGAACAGGAUGCCUAACCAUAUACGCCUAACACUGAAUGUACCACCACCAUGCCAUUGUUCUUUGUGAACCAAAGGGGUAUCCCAUG